AUGUUUAAGACCGCAGAAGACAGAGGAAAGAAAGACCAGGCUCGGGGAGGUGAUGCUGCCCCCGGCUUACACAACAUCCGUGUUAUACCGAGGAACAACCGGGAGUCACACACUGGAGACAGUCAACACAAAACCUCUGUCAUGGGUCCCUCGCACUCACCCACCUCCUCGCACUCACCCACCUCCUCGCACUCACCCACCUCCUCGCACUCACCCACCUCCUCGCACUCACCCACCUCCCCGCACUCACCCACCUCCUCGCACUCACCCACCUCCUCGCACUCACCCACCUCCUCGCACUCACCCACCUCCUCGCACUCACCCACCUCCUCGCACUCACCCACCUCCUCGCACUCACCCACCUCCUCGCACUCACCCACCUCCUCGCACUCACCCACCUCCUCGCACUCACCCACCUCCUCGCACUCUCCCACCUCCUCGCUCUCCCGAUCUGAACUUUCUUCCGGAGUCACUAGCAAGGUGCAAAGUGCUAGUUGA
Molecule: messenger RNA, 498 nt
Organism: Penaeus chinensis
Lineage: Eukaryota; Metazoa; Arthropoda; Malacostraca; Decapoda; Penaeidae
Product: DNA-directed RNA polymerase II subunit RPB1-like
Exons: 1
Coding region: 1-498 (165 amino acids)
Source: RefSeq, a predicted model, not a curated record